GUCGACGAGUAGAGCUCCAGGGGGCUCGAGCCACGGGCCGGCCACGCGCGAGCUCAAGCGCGUCAACAGGAAUUGGAUGGGAGAGAUGGGAGGAGCUUUAACGUGGAGGUUAAAACCCAGAGCCCCCGCAGAGUGACCCACACUGAGACACUUCACCACUGUUUGACAGUGGACUGAAAGGCCAGACUGUGAAGACAAAUACCAUCGAUCAAACUUCCUGAGGAGGUCCCGGGACAAAUCAGCACUGAGUACUAUGAUGAUUAAGCCAUAUGUGAGACAAGGCGAGGGAGAGGAGGUCGUCAGCCCUCUGCAGUGGAUGGACGGAGACAUGAGCUCACCUGAUGGAGAUGCAUCAGUCUCAUCACACCACUACAGAGCAGGUGGAGUAAACCAACAGGACAGGGACAUGGGGAGUGAGGAUGCACAGGAAGACGAGGAGGAGGAAGAGGAAGAGGAGGGACAAGAGGAUGAAAACGAGUCCAAACGACGAGGGCCCAAGAAAAAGCGAAUGACAAAGGCCCGGCAAGAGCGAUUCCGUGUGAGGCGUGUAAAGGCUAAUGCCAGGGAGCGUUCACGUAUGCACGGUUUAAAUGAUGCACUGGAAAACCUGCGCACCAUCAUGCCAUGUCACUCCAAAACACAGAAACUGUCCAAGAUCGAGACAUUACGGCUGGCCCGCAACUACAUCUGUGCUCUGUCAGAGGCCCUGGAGGGGGGCCUUUCCACAGAGAGCAGGGCCUUCAUGGAGACACUGUGUAAGGGCCUCUCACAGCCCACCAGCAAUCUGGUGGCUGGUUGCUUGCAGCUUGGACCAGUUUCUGGUGCUGGGAUGAGGCCUGAGGACAGACACAGAGUGCUGGCAGCACCUGCUCCUCUCAGUGGCAUGGUAAGCUAUUCCUCCCCGGGCCUGCCAAGUCCACCAUAUGGCACUUUUGACUCUGCUCACCUGCUUCACCUGAGGGCGAUGAAAGGAGGAGUGUACGAGAAUCACUCGCCAAAUGAGUAUAAUGGCGGCGGUGUGGGCACCCCUCCAUACGACGGCCCCCCUACACCACCUCUGAGCAUCAGCAGUAACCUAGUGCCCAAACAGGAGCCUUCACCCCACUACCGACCCCCACACCACUACUCCCCCUCCCCUGUGGACCAGGGCCUGUAUCAGACUCAGACCAGCUAUGACGUACACUUAGAAGGGCCAUACGACUCCUACCAUCCACAGCACAUGCCCCCCCGACAGAUAACCUCCGUCUACAGAGACUAAGAUGGAUCAGGAGGGUCAAUUCUGAUUCAGCUAUCAAUAAACCAGACUGAUCGUCUUCACUCUUCAAUCCUUCAUGAACACUGACUGACACUGAAGGACCAGUCUCUCUGCUCCCAGAGAAACUGUAGAAUAAAAAUGGGUUGUUUACAUGUGUGGUGCACUGCUAAACAUUGUUAAAAUUAGAAAAUGCUUAAAC
Messenger RNA from Etheostoma spectabile (orangethroat darter), 1454 nucleotides. Its product is annotated as neurogenic differentiation factor 4. NCBI's taxonomy places the organism in Eukaryota, Metazoa, Chordata, Actinopteri, Perciformes, Percidae. Gene Ontology annotation, biological process: axon development; camera-type eye development; positive regulation of transcription by RNA polymerase II. Gene Ontology annotation, cellular component: nucleus. The coding region runs from base 254 to 1258 and encodes 334 amino acids. Gene Ontology annotation, molecular function: DNA-binding transcription factor activity, RNA polymerase II-specific; E-box binding; protein dimerization activity. The record is from RefSeq and is a predicted model, not a curated record. The transcript is spliced from 2 exons.